ACAAAUCGAGAAUCAGUAAUGGCGGACGUCUCGUCGUGUGUUGUGUAGAAACGGUUCGCUUCCGACUGGAGGAAUUUGGCCAUAUUCCGAGGGGACGACCCGGCUCUUCGCCCUGCUUCAACCACUGAGGCUACGGUCGACCGAGGCCGUCAACGAUCCACCGUCGCAAUUUGUUUGAUUUUCAAAUUAAGCGUUAUUAUGACCGGAUUGAGAAAAGAAGACUUUUCCCAUUGGUUUUCCUAGCAUGUAUAGUUUUGAAUCAAUUGGUAGACUGGUAGAUGAAUCCUGUGGUAAUGAAUCAGGCUUUGCAAGGAACUACUCUAACUCAGAGGUACCAACCGGUUUCUAUGUGCAGACCUUUGGACUCGAAAGAUACAAGCACAACUUGGAUAAUGCCAGAAAUCAUGGAUUCCGACAGCCUCUCCCCAACUUUCCAGCAAAACAAAGCCGAAGUCAAAUUAAGCGCGAUGCCGUGGUUUCAUGGAAAGAUUUCUCGUGAAAUGGCCGAACAGCUGCUUAACCCAAGAGUCGACGGUCUCUUUUUGGUCAGGGAGUCGACCAAUUUCCCGGGCGAUUACACGCUCUGCGUCUGCUUCCAGAACAAAGUCGAGCACUACAGAGUCAAGUACAAGGACAAUCAGCUGACAAUUGAUGAUGAAGAAUUUUUUGAAAAUCUUGCACAAUUAGUAGAACAUUAUGAAGAAGAUGCUGAUGGACUUUGCACACAGCUUACUAAAUGCUUACCAAAACAGGGUAAGCAGGAUUUCUGUGUAGACACAAAAAAGUUCGUUGAGGCUGGCUGGGUUAUACAAGAGCAUGAACUAGAGUACCGGGAGCCAAUAGGAAAAGGUGAAUUCGGAGAUGUCCUACUUGCAAUUUUUCGAGGGGAAAAAGUUGCUGUUAAAAUGCUGAAGGACUCAAGUGAAGCUGCCCAAAAGUUCCUCGCUGAAGCAUCUCUGAUGACAUCAUUGACACAUGAGAAUUUAGUCAAACUUUUAGGUCUCGUAUUUGACAAAACUCAUAUUUCUUUGGUCACGGAGUACAUGGGUAAAGGGAGUCUUGUCGACUACCUGCGAUCUCGUGGGAGGCAACAUGUCACCAAAAAACACCAGAUAAAUUUUGCAUGUGACACAUGCAGUGGGAUGGAAUACUUGGAAAGAAGGAAGGUGGUCCACCGCGACCUGGCCGCUCGGAAUGUCCUGAUCUCAGAAAACGGUGUGGCUAAGGUAGCAGAUUUUGGCCUCGCGCGGGAAGAGAAUUUCACCCUCGACUGUGGCAAACUGCCGAUAAAAUGGACUGCCCCCGAAGCCCUCAAACAAGGAAUUUUUUCCAAUAAAUCUGAUAUGUGGAGUUUCGGAAUUUUGCUCUGGGAAAUCUAUUCAUUCGGAAGGGUUCCCUACCCUAGAAUUCCCCUGGCGGAAGUGGUGAAACAUGUGGAGAAAGGGUACAAAAUGGAGGCACCAGAGGGUUGCCCGCCUGAAGCUUAUGAAAUUAUGAAACAAGCUUGGGAUUUAAACCCCGAUAAGAGGCCCAACUUCCGGGACAUCAAGCUCAAACUGGUCCAGCUCAGAUCAAUAACAAUCUGAAGCUAAUUUAUAAAAAAAAAAAAAUAUUUAUUUAUAAUAGCAAAAAUAUUUGAAGAAAUCAUUAUAAAUAGAUAUAAGUGAAUGUGGUUUUUGUUAAUUGGAAAGAUUUAGGCUUAUUCUUACAAUUAUAGACUCACAUAUUAUUAUUUUUUCUUUAAUAAUUAUUAUUCACACGAGCAAUAAUAGGUAAUUUCAACUAAAAGGUUAGUUUUAUUUUAUUAUAAAAAUAUUAAUUUACGUAUUAUUAAGCCUAAGGGAGAUGGAUUCUGGUGUUUGGCGAUUAAUGGUGCAAAUUAUUUCUUUUUAUCGGGUCCUGCUCGUGCAAGUAUUUUCUAAAUUCGGCUGAAGACUUGCCACUGGUUGCGGUUUUUAAUAUUUUCAAGGUAUUCUCAAGAUGAACUUCCUUCUUGACACCAUCCCAAAUUUAAAAAAAUAAAUAAUGCUCACUGUGUUUAUCAAUUUACUUUUUUUUUUUUUUUUUCUUGUAGCGAAGAAAUGUUACUGAUUUAUACGUAUUUCUCUACCUCUCAUCUAUGAAAGUAUCGAAACUCAUGGAGAUAGGCCUGAACUUUCUUGUUUCUGUCUGUUACAAGUUAAAAAAGACAAAGCAAAAUUAGGCGGAGGUUGAAGUUUGUAUUUUAUCAUUGUCGUUGACUAUUUCUUAAAUAAAACAAAAAUAAUAGUAAAUAAUAAAAAAAAGUUUCUUUACUAUAAUUAUAAAAUCAAUUUUCCCUCCAAAAUGUGCUUUGCUCAAAGCGUUUUGUUUCUUUUCAAACAAAUAAAAAAAUUGUAAUUUUUUUUAACAUUUUCAAAAAGUACUUUUUAUUUCAAGUAGAAUUGUGAUAUCUAUAUUAGUGUUUUAAAACAAGUAUUUAUUAAAAUAAAUUUGUUUGAGAGUACUGAUGCAUCACUAGCGAAGUGAUAUAUUAUCCAUAAUGUAAUAUUUUAUAUGUACAAUAAAUUUUAAAAUGAAUUGUAGUAAAUAUGGAAAUUACGGUUGUGUAUAUAAAUUAAUAAUUAAAAAAGAAAUGUUUAUAACAAACAGGAACAAGUAUAAGUACAUGAAAACUACAAAAAUUGCUCAGCCGACUAUUUCGUUUUUAUGGAAAUGUAAAUUAGAUGGAAAAUUUUUCUCCUUGUAUUUAGAACAACUAGAAUCUCAGGAUUGUUUACUACUUAAGUUAAGCCUAAGGUCAGCGGAAAAAAAAUCCAUUUUCUGUCAAUUAAAAUUAAAUAGAAGAAUGCAGCUAAAAAUCAUAAUUUGCCUAAUAUUACAUAAGACAAAUGAUUUAACACUUAACACUAUGUAAAUCAAGAAUAACAACUGACAAUAUCUAACAAAAACCUUUAUUUUAAGAAAAGUGAGUCUUUAAAGGUCCUAAAUGCGUUUCCCAGAAAGUUACUUUUGUCACGCCUAACAACCAUUCCGGUGAUGGACUAAAUCCGAUCGGUACGACUGAUUACUUUAAUACUAUCUUGACAUAUUUGGACUAAUAUUUACGUUAAAAGGCGAACAUUUAGUCAGACUAGAGGCUGCAUUUACUAUAAUAAAAAAUAGACUUUUUUAAUUCUUUGUCCACUUUUACAUCAAGUCAUUUGCAUGUACAUAUAUUUAUAUACUUAUUAUAUAUGUAAAUAUGGAGUUCAAUAUUUCUUAAAGUUAUACAUGCCAUGUUUGUAAUUUAUUUUCAACUUCAUAUAUAUACUUCUUUUCCUCCUCUUUAGUAUAUUGUAUACAUUCAUAAAUGUCUAAAUGAUUGUACUUAUUUUGUUAAAAUUUGGUUGAAAAAAUUGUUUUUAUAAUAUUAAAAAUUUAAUUUGAUUUUUUUUGUGUUGUUAUUCUAAUUUGCUAAUAAAUCAUAGAUACAAAAUCGACGUUUGUCCUUAAA
Messenger RNA from Cimex lectularius (bed bug), 3475 nucleotides. RefSeq names its product tyrosine-protein kinase CSK (gene Csk). Gene Ontology annotation, biological process: protein phosphorylation. The record is from RefSeq and is a predicted model, not a curated record. Gene Ontology annotation, molecular function: ATP binding; protein tyrosine kinase activity. NCBI's taxonomy places the organism in Eukaryota, Metazoa, Arthropoda, Insecta, Hemiptera, Cimicidae. The transcript has 11 exons. Bases 279 to 1586 code for a protein of 435 amino acids.